Messenger RNA from Pistacia vera, 627 nucleotides. RefSeq lists its product as uncharacterized. Bases 25 to 588 code for a protein of 187 amino acids. The record is from RefSeq and is a predicted model, not a curated record. Lineage: Eukaryota; Viridiplantae; Streptophyta; Magnoliopsida; Sapindales; Anacardiaceae. The transcript has 2 exons.
CUGCUAAAAAAUGUUUCUUUCCUUAUGCGAAACCUUCUGCAGAAUCCAAACCCUAAUGCAUCACUCAUUCCACUCGCUGCUUCGACUCGGUCUCCACUCAGACUCUACUCGUCCGACUCAAGCGACUCCUCUAAUGACCAAGACCUCCCUGCCUCCGCUGCUGAAUCCACAUUGGCAGCUCAAACCCAGGAGAAGGACGUGUCUCUCGAUGUUCAGGAUGUGGGUAAUACAGACCUGAGAAACAAGUUAGCCUGGAUCCUAGAGGACGCGAUUAUUAAAUAUGGGUUGGCCAGAGAUGGUGAAUCAGAUGGAGAAUCAGAUGAUGAAUCAGAUGGUGAAUCAGAUGGUGAAUCAGAUUAUCAAGCAAAUUAUCAAUCAGAUGGUGAACGAUGGGUUUACCGGAGCCAAAAACAGAUGCUUUGCGAUUUGGUUCGGCGGGGCCAUAUUCGAAACCCAGCAGAAAAAUGGCUUAGAGAUGUGGUUCGGCGGGGGCAUCUUGAUAUUCAUGAAAUCCCAGAACCAGGUGACUAUGAAUUAGUUGAUGAAUCAGAUGAAUCAGAUAAGGAUUAUCAAUCUACUGGAAAAUGAGAUGCUUUGCGAUUUGGUUCGGUGAACCAAUGGCUUAGA